Messenger RNA from Apis florea (little honeybee), 1440 nucleotides. RefSeq names its product calcium channel flower (gene fwe). Gene Ontology annotation, cellular component: membrane. The record is from RefSeq and is a predicted model, not a curated record. Gene Ontology annotation, biological process: vesicle-mediated transport. Lineage: Eukaryota; Metazoa; Arthropoda; Insecta; Hymenoptera; Apidae.
CACGUGAGAACCACGUACAAAAUCGUUGACAGAUAUAAGCGCCUCUGCCUAUAUAAUUAAGAAACUCACGGGUCGAUUUUCUGUACAUCAACAUAUCCUUAUAAUAUAUACUGUCAGUCUCAUUUGGUCCUGUCAGCUGGUGAAGAAGGGGAGAGUAGAACGAUAAAAAUGUCGUUCGCUGAGAAAAUAUCAUCGAUUAUGCAAAGACCAGGACAGGACCCUGUUGCCAAGGACGAUGUACCUUGGUGGAUGAAAUAUGCUGGUCGAGGACUCGGAACUGUGGGUAGUAUAAUUGCAAUUUUUCUUGGAGUAUGGAAUUGUGCAUCAAUAUUAUUGGGUUCUGUAGAUUGCCUAAUAAGUGGUAUGUGGCAAAUGGUAGCUGGUUUUAUAGUUAUAAUGAUAGAAGCACCAUGUUGCUGUCUAUUUAUUGAUUUUGUACAAAACUUAAGUGAUUGGGUGGAAAAGAGACCUUAUUGGAAUAGAGCAGUUGCAUAUUGUUUAAUAGCACUUCCUUCAGUCUUCCUUUGUUUAGGAAUGAGUAGUCUAUUUGGCAGUGGUCUAAUAUUUGCAACAGGUGUAAUAUAUGGAUUAAUGUCACUUGGACGAAAAGGAACCAGGCCCGACCCAGCAGGAAUAACGUCGGGUGUGAGUUCCCCACAGGGUACAGUACCUCCUACUACAGAUCACCAUACUACUCUCGUGGAGGAUCCUGAUGUCUGGAGGCCUACAUAAAUCAUCAAACAUUCAUUGCACCACUUCUCUAACCAGGGCACCUUUCCGUGAAAUGAGAUCAGCAGCGACGAAUAUUGAGGUUCCUUCAUCGAGUAUGCAAGCUACACUUGUUGAAAAUGCUCAACCAAUGGGUUUUUCCAAUAAACCAGAUAGUAAUGUUUAAAUUUAAAGAAUUAAUUGGCAAAAGAAAAGUUUUGGUGUGAAUGGCGAUGAAUGUUGGCGAUUUGAUGAAAUCAAUAACUGAGCUCAUAAAUAUGUAUUAUUUGAAACAUUAUUUAAUUCCAUUAAUAUUUUAAUAUUUCAUCAUUUCCAGCUUAUGAUUUUGUAAAUUGUUAUUUUUACUGAAAUAUAAAUAAAAUAGUAGCCCAUUUUUUCUUUUAAAUAAUUCAUAAUUUAAUUUCUUUUGUGAAAUUUGACAUUAGUACUAUAUUAUUAAUAUUAUUAUAUUAUUUAAACUACUAUUAUCAUUUAUAAAAAUUAUAUGAUUUUAAUUUGUCACUUGAAAUAAUGCCAAAGACUGCUAUAAAAAUUAUAUUUUGAAAUUAUUUAUGGGCUCAGUUUUCCUAUUUGUCUAAUGUGUGUCAUAAUGUUUCAAUAAUGAAAUUUAUGAAUGAAAAAAAACAAUCCUAUGUUAAUUGAUUUUGGAUGUAGUUAUCUUUAAAUUUUAUGUUUUGAGGUAAUAAAUUGUAAUAUUUUGAACUAAAAUAA